GUGGCAUCGUGUACGGCGGUGUCGUCUGUCGUCACGGUAUAUUUUUACACAAUUUCUCCAUCCGUACAUGUUCCCAGCGCACGACGUCUUUCCACUCAGUGGCGUAGCCAUGCCGUCCAGCUUUGGGCCCAGCAGCCCUGCUACUACGCCUGCUGAGGCGCUGGAGAACUCUCGUCGGAUCAUUGACCGACACCUCCAGGAGGACCGCUGUUUUCCUGAUUUGUCCACGCCUGCUGAGGCGCUGGAGAACGCUGGUCGGAUCAUUGACCGACACCUCCAGGAGGACCGCUGUUUUCCUGAUUUGUCAGAGCUGCUCAGUGUCCCAUCUCACAACAUGCCGUCUCUUUCUGGAGUGUCAGACAUGGACUACCCCCUUCAAGGACCAGGUUUCCUGUGUGUGCCAAAUCUCCCAGAGCUCAGUGCAUUCCAUCGAGUUCCUCUACCAUCUGAACUGGUAGAGCAGUUCACUCAUAUGCAGUCUAAUUGCAUGAUGGGAGUAUUUCCUGAGAUAAAUCGAGCAUGGCUUACUGUUGACAAUAGUAUCUUCAUGUGGAAUUAUGAAGAUGGAGGUGAUGUUGUAUAUUUUGAGGGUGCCAUUGAAACCAUCUUGUCAAUUGGUCUGGUGAAACCAAAACCAGGGAUUUUACAGCCCGAUAUCUGCUACCUCUUAGUAGUGGCAACUUUUCUGGAAGUAUUGAUCCUUGGGCUCAAGUUCCCAAGAGGCCAGACUGGUUUAAAUGACAGCAUGCCUGGUGGGAUUCAGCUGCUGCCAGACCCUCUUUACUCGCUUCCCACAGACAGCACCUACAUCAUGGCCAUCACCUCUACAGACCUGGGUCGCAUCUUUAUGGCAGGCAAUGAUGGCUGCUUGUAUGAGAUUGCUUACCAGGCUGAGGCAGGCUGGUUUACCCAGCGUUGCAAAAAGAUCAACCACUCCAAAAGUAGCCUUUCCUUCCUCGUCCCCGCUGUCGUACAGUUCUCCUUCUCCUCCUUCUAUGAAGAUGAUCCCAUUGUGCAGAUUGCCAUUGACAACUCCCGUAAUGUACUCUACACACGCUCAAAAAAAGGAGUCCUUCAGGUGUAUGACCUGGGUGCAGAUGGACAAGGUAUGAGUCGCGUGGCAACUAUGUCUCAGAACUCCAUUGUGGCAACUGCUGGAAACAUUGCCAGGACAAUUGAUCGUUCUGUCUUCAAACCCAUUGUCCAGAUUUCUGUGAUUGACAGAUCAGAGUCCUCAGACUGCCACCUGCUGGCCAUCACCGAUGCAGGUGUACGUCUCUACUUCAGCACCACACCCUUUGCCCCACCACAUCAAAAACAUGUUGGUGCUCGACCAAGCCUGCUAGCCUUGGUCCAUGUCCGUCUUCCACCAGGGUUUUCCGCCUCUUCUACCUCACAAAAGCCUUCAAAGGUCCAUAAGGCUUUACACAGCAAAGGGGUUUCGCUGAUGGCUGCUUCUGAUACCGGGGACAGUGACAUCCUGUGGUGCAUCAACCAUGAUUCCUUUCCCUUCAAAAAACCUCUGAUGGAAGCUCAAAUGACGUCCAAUAUAGAUGGUUACUCCUGGGCCCUUUGUGCCAUUAAUGAGGAGAGGAAAACCAAUAUCUCUACUCCCCUAAACAAGGACCAGGUCCCUCUCACUGAUCCUCCUGUGGUGGUCCAACAACACAAUGUUGCUCGACAGAAGUUUGUCCUUCUAACUUCAAAGGGAAGUCACAUCAUUGAGAAGCUGCGGCCAGUGGACCAACUUCGCCACCUUCUUGUCAGCUGUGCUGGAGGAGAAAGUGAAGAUAUAGAACGUUUUUUCAAGAUGCAUAGGGAGGAGCAAGCAUGUGCCACCGCUCUGAUCUUGGCUUGUUCCAGUGCUGCUUGUGACAGAGAGGUUUCACUGUGGGCCGCCAGAGCCUUCUUCAGGUAUGGAGGAGAAGCACAGAUGAAGAUCCCUGCAACUAUCACAUCUCUUAGUGACAUUGGACCCAUGUUUAGCUCUCCGAUGGAAGGUCAUGCAGCCCCAUUUCUCUCCACAUCCUUUGUGCAUUCUCCGUCUGUCAUUGACCCCAUCACUGCUAUGUCAGCUGGACCAGAAGUAAUCUUCUCAGGAAAACACAAUGGCAUCAGCAUCUAUUUUGCUCGUAUUCUAGGAAAUGUUUGGGAUGGAAACCUUGCCAUUGAGAAGACCUUGAGCAAAGAAAAUCAAACCAUUACUAUUCUGGAGAGCGUUAUGAGCUCAACUGAUAUACAAUUGAUCCUUAUGGAGCUAUGCGGUUUGAGGGAUUUCCUUGAUAAAAAUUCUCAGUUCAGCCCCUCAUCUUUGGGUGUUGCCAGCUCUCCUGCCAACUUACACCAGAGGCCGCUGGGCUUUAUGCGGCCUGAUGGUGCCAGCUCCCAGCAGGUCCAGCAGGAACUUAUGAGGAAAUAUCAUAUGGAGGCUCAGGUCUGUGAGAAGAUGUCCCUGCAGGCACUCCAGCAGUUAGUUUAUCGCUCCUGUCAGACAUUGGCCCUCUGGAAACUCCUCUGUGACCAUCAGUUCAGCCUCAUUAUGUCAGAACUGCCAAAGGAGUUCCAGGAGCAGAUGAAGGGCGUGAGUUUUAAAGAUGUACUGAUCCGGGGCAAGGAGCUAACUGGAGCUCUCGUCACAGCGCUCAUCAAUGUUUACAUCAAGGACAAUGCCUCCGUAGAUGCCAUCAGCAAUCAUCUCCGGGAUAUCUGCCCACAGCUAUACAGCAGUGAUGACAGCGUCUGCUCCAAAGCUAAUGAGUUGCUCCAGAGCUCCAGGCAGAUGCAGAACAAGGCAGAUAAAGAAAGAACCCUUAGAGAGUCACUACGUCUCUACCAGCAAAUUAGCCACAGCACAGAUCUGCCUCUAGUGUGCUCCCAGUACAGACAUGCCCGUUUCUAUGAGGGUGUCCUGGAGCUGUGCCUCACAGCUGCAGACAAGAAGGAUCCUCAGAUGCUGGGGCCUCACUUCUACAAAAACAGAGAGCCAGAGGAGGACAGGGCUGGACAACUGGCCUUUCAGGAAAGAUUAUCCUGUUAUAAGUGCAUCACAGACACAAUGCAGGAAUUGGUAAACCAGAGCAAUGCUGCCCCCCAGUCCCCCAGUGUCCCUAAGCAUCCUGGGCCUCCAGUCAUUACCUCAGAUCCUAAUAUGCUCAGUAAUGAAGAUGCCACUGCCCAUUUUGAGCAGAUGCUUGGCCUGGCUCAGAGGUCUCAGGAUGAGCUGUUUCACAUAGCCCUCUUCAACUGGCUGAUUCAAGCAGAUCUCACUGACAAGCUACUGCAGGUGAAUUCCCCAUACCUGGAAGAACACUUGAUGCACAUGAUAAAAAAGGACCAGAAUAAGGUGCGCAACAUGGACCUGUUAUGGCGCUACUAUGAAAAGAGCUGCAACUUUGGGAAGGCGGCUCAUGUACUGGCACGGCUUGCUGAAAUGCGCAGCACUGAGAUCUCCUUGAAACAGCGUUUGGGAUACAUUUCAAGGGCUAUCCUGUCUGCCAAGAGUUCCUUCAGCAUCUCUGGCCAGGGAACUCACGGGGAAUUCCUCCAUGAGCUGGGGGAAAAGAUGGAGGUGGCACGUAUCCAAAUACAGAUCCAGGAGACCCUAAUUGAACGGUACCCCUUUCAUUCCUCAGUGAUGAAUGCUGUUUCUCAGUUGGACUCAGAACUUAUGGAUAUUACCAAGCUCUAUGGAGACUUUGCUUGUGGUUUCAAUUUGUCGGAAUGCAAGCUAGCCAUCAUUCACUGUGCUGGACACUCGGACCCAGUUCUAGUUCGUGGACUGUGGCAGGAGAUCAUGGAGAAAGAGCUGGGUGAUAAGGUAGCCAUGAGCCCAGCAGACAGAAUGAGGGCUCUCAGUUUAAAACUGGUGUCAUUGGGUAAAAUCUACAUUGGAACCCCAAGAUACUUUCCUUUAGAGUUCCUGGUUACAUUUUUGGAAAAGGAGGUAUGCCGACUGGAUUUGGAUCCUGGCUUUGUCACCCACACCAUGCAGGAGAUAGGAGUGCAAUUGCCUCGUCUUUUGGAGGUCUAUGACCAGCUCUUCAAAGCACGGGAUCCCUUUUGGCAGCGUCAUAAAAAGCCUCGUCACUUGGUAGAGUGCAUCCAUGUGCUUCUGUCGGGAUAUGUGAAUGACCCCAGUAGAGUACCAACCUAUGACAGACGGCGAUUUACAAAUGUUUGCCUUGACAACAUUUGCGGUUACCUGGUGGAUCUGCAGUCCCUGAGCCCAGACUCUGCCUUACAACAAACUAUCAGCAACUUUAAGGCCCUUCAAGCUAAGCUGGAGAAAAUUCACUGAGGUCACGAAGAAUCAUCGUAAGAGCACAUAGGCGGCAGUUGGAGCCUACAAGCACUGUUGGCGAUGUAGAUGGAUUAACGUCACUAUAGCAUGACAUAAAGGUCUGUUUCCCAUACAUGUGUUCGUUUGAUUUCCUUUGCGCUUAUCUGCCUAUUGUUUUAUACUUGUUUUUAAUAGAUACUUGAUCAUUAAAGUGAGUUCAGUUCAGCCUUUGAUGGAGACAUCAAAUUUUAACUUUAACCAGUCUGCUGUUUUUUUAAUUUUUUUUUUAAAGUAGUUAUUUUAAUGUGUGUAUUUGUGCUACAUUUAAAAGCUAAGUUGACAUACAUAUUUGAAAAGGAAGCUGCUUUUGGCCACCAUUUUUAUUGGUUUUACAUAACAGCUGAUUGACUUAAAGUGAAAGUAUUUAAUAACAUCGGUGAAAGUCUGCUCACUGUUGACUUCCAGGUAAAGGCUUUUAAUGUAAAUUUAAUACACACUUAUUGCAGAUUAAUUGCCCCAAGAUGUUCAGGUUUGAAUUUACUUGGGACCCACUGAUUUUGAUAAGUGAAGCGCCCCUCUUAACAGCAGUCAGAUAAGUGUUGAGUUGUAAUAAAAAUUUGCACAUAUGGCACUCAACUGCUAAUGACUGGCGACACCUGGCAGGGGUGUAUUUUUUAAAACUUCUUUGUAAAACUUGACAGUUGUGUUUUUCUUGUAAGCGAGUGAGUUUUAUUGUUCGCGUGUCUUUUAAUACUUUUUCAUCUACAACAUUUUUUUUUGGCAUUCCCCCCCAAUUGUACUUGGCCAAUUAAUUACCCUAUUUUCCAAGCCGUCUUGGUCGCUGCUCCAACUCCUCUGCUGAUCUGGGGAGGGCUGCAGACUACCACAUGCCUCCUCCGAUACAUGUGGAGUCACCAACCGCUUUUCACCUGACAAUGAGGAGUUUCGCCAGGGGGACGUAGCACAUGGGAGGAUCACGCUAUUCCCCCCAGUUCCUCCUCCCCCCUGAACAGGCUCCCUGACCGACCAGAGGAGGCGCUAGUGCAGUGACCAGGACACAUACCCACAUUCAGCUUCCACAUUCAGCUUCCCACCCACAGACACGGCCAAUUGUGUCUGUAGGGACGCUCGACCAGCCCGGGGGUACCACGGGGAUUUGAACCGGCGAUCCCUGUGUUGGUAGGCAACAGAAUAGACUGCUACACUACCCGGACGCCGUUAUCUACAAAUAUUUUUGCUUUGAUAUACUUGUGUGUAUAUAUUAUGUCCACAAUGGCCUCUUCAGCCAAAGCUUUAUUAUGUUGCGUCUAACUUCGGUGUUCCUCACCAUUUGCAGUGAAUACAUCUUAUUCAUUAUAUAUUCAUUUCUAAGAUGUGGAUGAGUGCUUUGUGGUUAGAUUUUUUUAAUCUGAAUUGCUAUAUUGAUAAUUUGAUAUUUUUAAAUUUGAUAUUGAUAAUUUUUGAUCAAAUAAAA
Lampris incognitus (smalleye Pacific opah) is the source of this 5753-nucleotide messenger RNA. RefSeq names its product nucleoporin 155 (gene nup155). The transcript has 34 exons. Gene Ontology annotation, cellular component: nuclear pore inner ring; nuclear pore. The record is from RefSeq and is a predicted model, not a curated record. Gene Ontology annotation, biological process: transcription-dependent tethering of RNA polymerase II gene DNA at nuclear periphery; protein import into nucleus; protein localization to nuclear inner membrane. Lineage: Eukaryota; Metazoa; Chordata; Actinopteri; Lampriformes; Lampridae. The coding region runs from base 68 to 4297 and encodes 1409 amino acids. Gene Ontology annotation, molecular function: protein binding; structural constituent of nuclear pore.